Sorex araneus (European shrew) is the source of this 4581-nucleotide messenger RNA. RefSeq names its product protein kinase N2 (gene PKN2). The transcript is spliced from 23 exons. NCBI's taxonomy places the organism in Eukaryota, Metazoa, Chordata, Mammalia, Eulipotyphla, Soricidae. Gene Ontology annotation, biological process: signal transduction; protein phosphorylation. The record is from RefSeq and is a predicted model, not a curated record. Gene Ontology annotation, molecular function: ATP binding; small GTPase binding; protein serine/threonine kinase activity. The coding region runs from base 502 to 3336 and encodes 944 amino acids.
CCCAGAGACGCGAGGCGGCUCCUGGCGUCGCCCAGAGGGAGCGACUGAGCGAGCCGAGUUGGGCGCGGGCGGGCGGCGAGGGGGAGCCCGCUAGGAGUGCCCUGGCUCCCCGCCGCUCUCCAUGAUCGGGGUGAAAUAAGCCGCGCCUCCAGCAGGGGCUGCGCCUCCAUGACUCCCUAAGGGUUUUUUUGUGUUUUUUUUUUUUCCUUGUUCCCCCCUCCCCCCCAUCCCCCUUGCUCUCCCCGCUCCUCACCCCCCCCCCCCCCACACACACACAUACACAUCCCGGGCUCCGUCCCGCCUUUCUCCGCUUCGCCAGCGGUCGCCGCGUCCCGGUGCCGAGUCCCAGCGCGGAGCGCAAUGGCGUCCAACCCCGAACGGGGGGAGAUUCUGCUCACCGAGCUGCAGGGAUAAGGAGGAUAAUUCUGGAAGGGAGAUUCCCGAAACUUUUCAUUUUCUGAGAAUGUGAGUGCUGUUCAAAACUUAGACUUUUCGGAUACAAUGGUGCAACAGAAAUUGGAUGAUAUCAAGGAUCGAAUCAAAAGAGAAAUAAGAAAAGAACUGAAAAUUAAAGAAGGAGCUGAAAAUCUGAGGAAAGUUACAACAGAUAAAAAAAGUUUGGCUUAUGUGGACAACAUAUUGAAAAAAUCAAAUAAAAAAUUAGAAGAAUUGCAUCACAAACUACAGGAACUAAAUGCUCAUAUUGUUGUAUCAGAUCCUGAAGAUGUCACAGAUUGCCCACGGACCCCAGAUACUCCAAGUAGUGACCCUCGUUGUUCCACUAGCAAUAAUAGGUUGAUGGCCUUACAAAAGCAAUUGGAUAUAGAACUUAAAGUAAAACAAGGUGCAGAGAACAUGAUACAGAUGUACUCAAAUGGAUCUUCAAAGGAUCGGAAACUCCAUGGCACAGCUCAACAACUACUCCAGGACAGCAAAACAAAAAUAGAAGUCAUACGAAUGCAGAUUCUUCAGGCGGUCCAGACCAAUGAAUUGGCUUUUGACAAUGCAAAGCCUGUCAUAAGUCCUCUUGAACUUCGGAUGGAAGAAUUAAGGCAUCAUUUUAGGAUAGAGUUUGCAGUGGCAGAAGGUGCAAAGAAUGUAAUGAAAUUGCUUGGCUCAGGAAAAGUAACAGACAGAAAAGCGCUUUCAGAAGCUCAAGCAAGAUUUAAUGAAUCAAGUCAAAAAUUGGAUCUUUUAAAGUAUUCCUUGGAGCAAAGACUAAAUGAACUUCCCAAGAAUCACCCUAAGAGCAGUGUUAUUAUUGAGGAGCUUUCACUUGUUGCAUCGCCCACACUGAGUCCCCGUCAAAGUAUGAUAUCAACACAAAAUCAGUACAGUACAUUAUCUAAACCAGCAGCAUUAACAGGUACUUUGGAAGUUCGUCUUAUGGGCUGCCAAGAUAUACUAGAAAAUGUCCCUGGACGAUCAAAAGCAGCAUCAGUUGCACUACCUGGCUGGAGUCCAAGUGAAACCAGAUCAUCCUUCAUGAGCAGAACAAGUAAAAGUAAAAGCGGAAGUAGUCGAAAUCUCCUAAAAACAGAUGACUUAUCCAGUGAUGUCUGUGCAGUUUUGAAGUUAGAUAAUACUGUGGUUGGUCAAACUAGUUGGAAACCUAUUUCCAAUCAGUCAUGGGACCAGAAGUUUACACUGGAACUAGACAGGUCACGUGAACUGGAAAUUUCAGUUUAUUGGCGUGAUUGGCGAUCUCUGUGUGCUGUAAAAUUUCUGAGGUUAGAAGAUUUUUUAGACAACCAACGGCAUGGCAUGUGUCUCUAUUUGGAACCACAGGGUACUUUAUUUGCAGAGGUUACCUUUUUCAAUCCAGUUAUUGAAAGAAGACCAAAACUCCAAAGACAAAAGAAAAUUUUCUCAAAACAACAAGGCAAAACAUUUCUCAGAGCUCCUCAAAUGAAUAUUAAUAUUGCCACUUGGGGGAGGUUAGUGAGAAGAGCUAUUCCUACAGUAAAUCAUUCUGGCACCUUCAGCCCUCAAACUCCUGUGCCUGCUAACGUGCCAGUCGUUGAUGUACGCAUCCCUGAGCUAGCACCUCCAGCAAGUGAUUCUACAGUAACCAAAUUAGACUUUGAUCUUGAACCUGAACCUCCUCCGGCUCCUCCACGUGAUUCUUCCCUUGGAGAAAUAGAUGAAUCUACUGAAUUGAGAGACUUGGAUUUGCCAGAGCAGGAUUCAGAAACUGUUUUUGAUAUUGAGAAUGACAGAAAUAGUAGACGUCCAAAAUCCCAAUCUGAAUAUGAGUCUGAUAUUCCUCAGUCAAACCUAAAAUAUCCUCAAAUUCGAGAACUUGAGGAGAGAAGGUCUCAACAGAUGUUUCAGUUUAAUCUACAAGACUUCAGAUGCUGUGCUGUCUUGGGUAGAGGACAUUUCGGAAAGGUGCUUUUAGCUGAAUAUAAACAUACAAAUGAGAUGUUUGCUAUCAAAGCCUUAAAAAAAGGAGAUAUUGUUGCUCGGGAUGAAGUAGACAGCCUGAUGUGUGAAAAAAGGAUUUUUGAAACUGUGAAUAGUGUAAGGCAUCCCUUUUUGGUGAACCUUUUUGCAUGUUUCCAAACCAAAGAGCAUGUUUGCUUUGUUAUGGAAUAUGCUGCUGGUGGUGACCUAAUGAUGCACAUUCAUACUGAUGUCUUUUCUGAACCCAGAGCUGUAUUUUAUGCUGCAUGCGUAGUUCUUGGGUUGCAAUAUUUACAUGAACACAAAAUUGUCUAUAGGGAUUUGAAAUUGGAUAACUUAUUACUAGAUACAGAGGGCUUUGUGAAAAUUGCUGAUUUUGGUCUUUGCAAAGAAGGAAUGGGGUAUGGAGAUAGAACAAGCACAUUUUGUGGCACUCCUGAAUUUCUUGCUCCAGAAGUAUUAACAGAAACUUCCUAUACAAGAGCUGUAGACUGGUGGGGACUUGGUGUACUUAUAUAUGAAAUGCUUGUUGGUGAGUCCCCCUUUCCUGGUGAUGAUGAAGAGGAAGUUUUUGACAGUAUUGUGAAUGAUGAAGUAAGGUAUCCAAGGUUUUUAUCUACAGAAGCCAUUUCCAUAAUGAGAAGGCUAUUAAGAAGAAAUCCUGAGCGGCGCCUUGGAGCUGGUGAGAAAGAUGCAGAGGAUGUAAAAAAGCACCCAUUUUUCCGGCUCACUGAUUGGAGUGCCCUGAUGGACAAAAAAGUAAAACCACCUUUUGUGCCUACCAUUAGAGGCCGGGAGGAUGUCAGUAAUUUUGAUGACGAAUUCACCUCGGAAGCACCUAUCCUCACUCCACCUCGAGAACCAAGGAUACUUUCGGAAGAGGAGCAAAAAAUGUUUAGAGAUUUUGACUAUAUUGCAGAUUGGUGUUAAGCGCCUAGACACUGUGAAACCAAGUAGACUGACUCACAAGAAGACCUCUUAAAAAUAACAGCCCUUCGUUUGCUCUCUGUGCCACCAUAAGCAUCCAAGUUUUUUUAAAACAUGAAGAUUCAUUUUAAAGUACUAUUGUAAUACCUUCUCGAACGUGGCUUUUCAAUUUAUUUUCAGCAUAAUAUUGAGCACUGGAAACAAUUUCAUGGAAUUUAAGCUGAAUGAACAUCUGCCAUGAAAAUCUGUCACAGAUGAAAACUUUUGGAUCAAUAGUCUAUUUAAAAAUGAGAAAAAGCACUCUUCUACAAUUCUUAGCUUUACCAUUUGCCCGACCUGCCUUUAAGUGAAAGGAAAAUUACUUAGUUAACCUCACUUAGCCAUAUCUGAAAAGAGAGAAAAAGGGCUUGGAAUGCUAGAAUAAGGCAAAUGCUCUAAUUUUUUAAAAAGAAAUUAAUGUAAUAUUUUUUUAAAUGUAGUGGCAUAUACCAUUUAAACAUAUUUGAUGGCUUUUUAAAUGAAAUGAAUUGAUGUUUUGUAAUUUUUUUAUAUUUAUUUAGGAGAAAGAAAUUGUUGCCUUAUCUUUACCAUGAAACAGAGCCUCAAAGCUUUCCAACAGAAGCUAUCUGCCAAACAAUUUUUUCUGUUCAGACAUGCUGAAACAGAACAAUUAAGCAUCAGCAUUUACUUUAAAUUUUACGAGGACUCUGACUAGCCUGAACUGUUAUCUGUAUGCAUUCCCAAAGUCUAGACACGUGGUAUGUUUAGUCAUACCUUCUAAAAUCAGUGAACUGAUUAUUCCUUUUCCAUAGUCAUUGUACAUUUAUCAGUCUAGUUCAUCUUGUUCUGUGUCUACUGUAGAAGGAAACUAUAUCUUUGUUAAAACAUAGGAAUUAUUGUAUACAUGCUGUGAACAUGUAUAUGUGCAAGUUGUAAUGUAUUCUGUGUUGUAGGUUUAUUAUUUAAUUUCACCACUUCAUCACUUUGUACAGUGGCCAAGCAGACACCUCAAACUCCUCCAGCAUUUACAUUAAGUGCAUUUGUACGUUUUGGGCCACUGGAUCCAGAUUUUAUAUUGGCAGUUACUGAGGGCAAAAGCAAUAUAUUAUAAUAGAAUGUAUAAAUAUUUUUGAUAAAACAGUCUAUAUUUUAUAAAAUGUAUUAUGACACUAAAACUGUACCUCAAAAGUCUCAAAAAUAAUUUGAUCAAAUACUUUUUACAUCUUUUCAGAGGAUCCAUUUGUGGUU